This is a messenger RNA of Diatraea saccharalis (sugarcane borer), 1221 nucleotides long. The record is from the annotation of a GenBank genome assembly. NCBI's taxonomy places the organism in Eukaryota, Metazoa, Arthropoda, Insecta, Lepidoptera, Crambidae.
CUCCAUGGACAUUCCGAAAAUAAAGAUCACAUAUAAAAAAAAUUUCGAAUUGAUUCAGUUCUGCUCUUAUGAACACAUCAUAUAUAUAAAUCUUUCCUUUGAAUCACUCUGUAUAUUGAUGAAAAUCGCAUUAAAAUCCGUUAUAUACUUAUAGGUUAAAAGAUCUUAGCGUACAAACAGCGGGAGUAGCUUUAUUUUAUACUAAGUAUAGAUAAUUAACAUAAAUUUAGUAUAUAAAUAUUGUAGGUUUUUUAAUAACAUAAACAUAACAUAAUAAUAUAAUCCUAACGAACGUAUUAAAAACGCAUUAUUAACCGAUCAGAAAUCUAUUUCGAGGAUACGGUUCAGAUUUGUUCAGUUGGUUUACUAUCACUAAUGAUUAUGGAUGGUACACCAAGGCAAAUAUUGUUUAUUGCCAUCAUACUUACAAUUAAUGUUCAGCGUGACUACACGAGAACUACUGCACCUACCAAUUUGUUGGUGACCAGAGCGGGGCCUUGUUCCACCUCCCUCGAUAAUGACACGGUGGUUAAAUUAUCAGAGAUGAGCGUGUUCACAAGGACAUAUGACUCCUCUGUCAGUGGAUGGUUGAAUAUCAGCUCAAACAUCAACAAUGGGUGGAGUGUUAAGGCAUCGAUGGAGAAGUGCCAGGACAUCCGUAACCUAGACACAUGCGAUUACUUAAAAGCGUUCUCAAUGAUCAGUAACGGUUGCGAGCAGAACAGUGACGACGAUGAUGAGCAAUCACAGUUAUAUUAUAUGUUCUUUCGACAUACACAUCCCAGAAUGUCCUGCCCGAUAAACGCUGGAAACUACCGGAUAGAGACGUUUCCGUUCCAAACAGAAGACAACUACAUCCCCGUGUCGGAGUCAAAGAUAUCGACCAGCAUGUUCGGGUACACAUUCAAGCUUGAAGGUUUCCUGGAGGGACAUAAAUUAGUUUGCUUGGAGGCGUAUAUGCAACUGCUAUACAUCCGCGAAUACGGCGCAUCAACCGAGGCUCCAGCACUCGCGUCAUUACCAGUCGAAGAAGACUCUACAGAAGAAUACUGAACAUUUAAAUGUUUGGAAGUGCUUAAGAUCGCCGAAGCACGAUGAAAUUAUAAAUGGUGGGGCGAUUUUUUCAUCUAUGCAAAGUUAUAAACAAAAGUCCUAAACGUUCUUAUCGCGGAUUAUAUAGAAAUACGGUUCAAAAUUUUACUAAAAAAAUUAAUCCACAUC